AUGAUCCACAAGUAUUUUUUAACUUGCCUCAUUGCUCUGUUGCCUAUUGUGAGCGCAACUCCAGCAUGGAAUACAGUAAAUGGUUAUGAUGUAAAUGGCAACCAAUGCCCUUUACCUACUUACAAUGCAUAUCCCUGUCCUGCACUUUGUGUCAGAGAUAUUUCCCAAUGUCCUGAAUCUGUGCGUCCUUCAUGCUCUGCUGGCCAGACAUAUUGUGUUGACGGUACCUGCCGUGAUUCUUGUCCAACUGGAAUUACUUCCAAAUGUUCCUGUCCUGGUGCUCCUUCUCUUGAAGGUGGUUUAAUCUACCAAUGUCUUGAUGCCGCUCGAGUCAAUAUUGAGAACUUUAACGCUUCCGACAAGACUGAACAAACUGAAGCUGCUUGCUCCAACUACCUUGGUCUCUCAAACAUUGAAAGCUGGAAUCCUAAUCCAGCAUCCGUCAUGUGGGGUUCUUGUCCUACUCCAGACUAUGGUGAAUUGACAUUUGCUGAACCUGUCUUUAUUGCCCUUUAUGUGUUCUAUGGCUCUUGUGUCUUCUUCCUUGUCGCUUGGACUUUGUAUAAAAAGCUUAGAGAGAAGGUGAUCAAAACUUAUUUCCAAAAAGUGAGUGAAACCAAGCACGAUGAUUACAACAAUGUGGAUGAAAAGAAAGAGGGUUUGGAUAGUCAAAGCAACCGUCGCUCUGAUUCCGAUGCUUCCUCUUAUAUAUCGGAUCAAGAAGAUAUGGUUAUCAAGGCUUACAAACGUGAUUAUUUUGGUUUGUUCGUUUGCGUCGUGUACUUUUUGCAAACGAUCGGGAUGUUUGCCUACAUGAUUUUAUUGGUUUAUGACUAUUAUCAAAACUACUUGUUUUUCCGUGGCUCUGCUGUUGUUCAGUCUAGUACUUUUAUUGCUAUGUGGUAUAUAUUUUUCAUCUGGCUUGCCUCGCUUACUAUCUUUAAAUCCCGUCUUCCCAACUUUUUCCGUAUUCAAUGCGCUUAUUAUCAAGGACAAUAUGUUCAAGUUGAACGCAAAGAACCCUCUAUUAUUUUCCUCGAAGAUGAUGAUAAGAUUAUGGCUUUUGUUCGUCGCCUUGAAUCCAUCGGUAAACGCAUGUUUGGCCUCGAUGUUGUUGUUGCUACUGCUCCUUUGCAAAAGACUGGUACUGGAACUAAGUAUUUUAUAUACCAAUGUACUCGUUAUGUCUAUCAUCCUGAAACACAAAUGUUCAAACCUCACCAAUUCAAUCUCGGUGAAACAAAUGCUGAAUUUGCUCAAUUGACAGAUGGUUUGACUUCUGAGGAAGCCUUGGAUCGUGAGGAACUUGUUGGCCCUAACUUUAUUGAGGUCUAUGUACCCAAUAUUGCUAUGGCCAUUCUUCGUGAGUUUUCUUCAUUCUUUUACAUCUAUCAACUCACUGCACUUUGGUUGUUCUAUUACUUUGCUUAUUGGCAAGUUGGUAUUGCCGACACUGCUGUCAUUCUUGUAUCUGCUAUGGUUAAAGUUUUUGUUCGUCUCAAAUCUGAGCAUCGUAUCAAGAAGAUGGCCGAAUUCACAGACAACAUUAACAUUUUGCGUGAUGGUCAAUGGAGAGAAGUUUCUACUUCUGACUUGGUUCCAGGUGAUGUAUUUGAGGUUGUGGAAGGAAAGACUGCUCCUUGUGAUGCUAUUGUUUUGACAGGUAACAUUGUUGCCGAUGAAAGUUCAUUGACUGGUGAACCCUUGCCUAUUCGUAAGUUCCCUGUUCGCAGCAAUGAUCCUACUCCUUAUGAUAGUAUGGGCUCUGGUAAAAUUCAUACUAUUUUCUCUGGUACUACGAUCUCUCAAGCACAACGUACUGAGCAUGACACUCCAGUUACUGCAUUGGUAUUAAAGACAGGUACUGCUACUGAUAAGGGUGAAUUGGUCAAGAAGAUCUUGUUUCCUACCCGUGUUUCAUUUAUUUUCGAUGAACAAAUCAAGAUUGUGAUUUUAAUCUUGCUUUGCUGUGGUUUGAUCAUGCUUGGUUUGGCUAUCUGGCUUUAUACCAGCGGUACCAGUGCUUGGUUUUAUGCUAUGUUCGCUAUCUGUCAAUUGGUUUCUCCUUUGCUUCCUGCUGGCCUUGUGGUUGGUCAGUCUGUUGCAGCUGGUCGUUUGCGUAAGAAGAACAUCUUUUGUGUUGACCUUCCUCGUAUUUUGAUGGCAGGCAAAGUUCAACUCUUCUGCUUUGAUAAGACUGGCACAUUGACGAAAGAGGGCCUUGAAUUCUUUGGUGCCAAGCCUAUUGCUAACAUUAAUUCCAUUGUUGAACAAAGAGCCAAACAAGUUGAACCUGAAUUUGAUGCCCAUAUCGAUGCUGUUGAAGACAUUCCUCGUUUAAUGCAAAUCGGUAUUGCCACUUGUCAUGCUGUUACAACAUUAAACGGCCAGUUUAUUGGUAACCCUGUUGAUAUUGAAAUGUUCCGCUCAUCUAAAUGGAAAUUACAUGAUGAGCCUGAAAAAGAAGAAUAUGUUGACACAUUGACUCCACCUAUGGAGAAGCCCGGUCAAAUAGGUGCACCUGUUCACGUAUUAAAGCGUUUCGAAUUUGUCCAUGCUAGAAUGUCCAUGUCUGUAGCUGUACUUGAUGCUCAUACCAACAAGGUUCAUAUCUUUGUCAAAGGUGCCUACGAAAAGAUCAAGGACCUAUGUAACCCUGAUUCAAUUCCUAAGGAUUACGACGCUGCUACUGCAGGUUUAGCUCGCCAAGGAUGUUAUGUACUUUCUUUAGCUCAUCGGGAAAUAGAUCUCGAACAAAUUGGUGGACUUGAAAGCUUCCGCAACUGGAGUCGUGAUCAAAUGGAAGAGAACAUUAACUUUUGUGGUUUGAUCAUCUUCAAAAAUCAAUUGAAAGAAGAUACGACUGAAAACAUUUUGGAAUUAAAGCGUGGCGAUACUCGUACUAUUAUGAUUACUGGUGAUACUGCCUUGACUGGUGUCUACAUUGCUAGACAGUGUAAAAUGGUGCAAGAUGGUGCUCGCGUCCUGCUUGGUGACUUUGAUAAGACCCUGAAUCGUCUUGUAUGGACAGACGUUGACGAACCUGAAACUUUCUCUGACGUUAAUGUUGACGAAGUUAUGCUAAAUCGAUUUCAUACAUCCUAUGAACUGGCUGUUACUGGUAAAGCAUUUGACUGGCUCUGUGAAAAUGAUUUGAUUCGAAAGUAUCUUUUAAACACCCGUGUGUUUGCUCGUAUGACUCCCUCAGGCAAGGUUCAAUGUGUGCAACUUCACAUGGAAUAUGGUAUUACUGCUAUGACUGGUGAUGGUGGUAAUGAUUGUGGUGCUCUUCGUGCUGCUCAUGUUGGUAUUGCUAUGUCUGAUGCAGAAGCCUCUAUUGUGUCUCCUUUCAGCACCAGUAACCGUAGUGUUCGUUCUUGCGUUGAAUUGAUUCGUCAAGGUCGUGGUGCUCUUGCUACCUCCAUUACUAAUUACAAGUACUUGGUAAUGUAUGGUCAAGUCAUGAUGAUGCUCAAAAUCUUUACUUUCUAUUUCUCUAUCACCAUGAGUCAAAACGUCUGGAUUGCUAUUGAUGUCCUUAUUACUGUCUUAUUGACUUGGGCUGUCUCUCAAUCUCAUGCCGCUAAGCGUCUUGAAGGUCAACGUCCUACUGCUCGUUUGCUUGGUCCUCAAACCCUUUCAUCUGCUAUGGGUAUUGUGGCUAUUAACUGGCUUUUCUUAAUUGGUGCCUUUGUUAUGCUGUUCAAGCAAGCAUGGUUCCGUUGUCAUGAAUUUGAUGCUUCUGCUGUUGAUAUUUCCAAGUGGUGGCUGUUGGCUGAUAACUACGAAGCAGAAGUCCUUGCCCUUGUCACUCUCUUCCAAUUCAUUAACAAUGCAGCUGCUUUCAAUUUCGGCUAUAAGUUCCGUAAGGCCUUCUGGAGAAAUUAUGCUCUUGUCUUUUUAUGGCUGCUUUAUAUUGCCAUUGUUUCUUACUGGACAUUAGCUGGUCCCAAUCGUUUUGGUUGCUUGUUUAGAUUCAACUGUGGUACAAAGGGAGUCUUGACACAACUUGGUUAUACUCCUCCACCUACUUACAUUGAGCCUUAUAAUACACCUCUUGGUCAUAACAUUAUGCCCGCUGAUUUCCGUUGGAAGCUUUGGGGCCUUUGUGUUGGAAAUAUGAUUGCUGCCCUUGCUUAUGAAAAGCUUGUAGUACUUGGCCCAGUCCAUUCUUAUCUCGCAAAGAGAUAUCCUGUUGAUAGAUUGAAAAAGACUUUAUAG
Messenger RNA from Gilbertella persicaria, 4221 nucleotides. RefSeq lists its product as uncharacterized. The record is from RefSeq and is a predicted model, not a curated record. The transcript has 4 exons. Gene Ontology annotation, molecular function: ATP binding; ATP hydrolysis activity; P-type transmembrane transporter activity. Gene Ontology annotation, cellular component: membrane. NCBI's taxonomy places the organism in Eukaryota, Fungi, Mucoromycota, Mucoromycetes, Mucorales, Choanephoraceae. Bases 1 to 4221 code for a protein of 1406 amino acids.